UUUGCCGCUUUGCGACAAACGAAUCCCGGUCGGCUCCGAACACAUCGCUGAAAGCUGGGCCUAUCUUGCACAUUUCUCUAACCCUGCAUGCCAGUACAAAUCCCCAUUCGUCUUCCGGGUGAAGUGGGCCGACCUGUUUGUGAAGGAGCCUGGCUAUGUGCUGGAGCCGACCAACAGCGGGAACCACUACUUCAUCAUCAAAGACUACGUGGAUCAGUGCAGAGGCACAGUUCGUAGGACGAACAAGGGCGAACCACCAGCUAUUGAUAUUGUCGCCAUCUCAAAGAUAGAGGGCAUGCCAGAUUCUGGACUGCGGAUACUGUUAAAGAGCCAGCGCCACUGCUGA
Molecule: messenger RNA, 346 nt
Organism: Pseudocercospora fijiensis CIRAD86
Lineage: Eukaryota; Fungi; Ascomycota; Dothideomycetes; Mycosphaerellales; Mycosphaerellaceae
Exons: 5
Source: RefSeq, a predicted model, not a curated record